AAAUAAGGAAAUGUGGAUUAGGCACCAAAAUUUCCCUCCAGAGUCGGCCCCUUCAAAAAAAUAACAAAAUUUUCAUCGAACACCGCCGAACUCAAUGGACGACGUUGAUCGACUCUUUCAAUGCUUCAAAUGCGGCGUUUCUCCUCCACCUUCAGCCAUGAUAGAAAGAAAAAGAAGAAAAAUCAAACCGAAGCAAGAAGGCACAAAGCUUGAGGUGUGUACGACUUCAGGUACUCCAUCUCCAGGAUCAACCGGCUGUGGAAAGACAACUGAAACUGAUAUAACACUCUUUCCGGAAAAACUUGGUUUGCCAAUGGUUAAAGCGAACAAAUCUAGCUGUGGCAAGCAGAUUUCUCCUGUUGUAUUCUAUGGGACUCCGCAUGGUGUGCCUCCAAAAAGACCAUCGAGCUUAUUGCGAUUAUUGCGUGAAAUACGUGUUGAUCUCUCUGAAGAGGAUAAAUCAGACUUAAGGAAGGAAGUAUGGGCUACCUUUCCAAGGCAAGAUGAAGCAAUGAAGUUUGCGAGAGGUCAUACAAAUGUACAUAUAUAUAGUUAUCAAGAUCAUUUCAAUGGACAGAGAAGGUUUCUUGUUUCAACAUAUGAGGAAUUCUGGCAGAGGUACAAAAUCAUGGACCCAAAAUUUCGUCAUCAUUAUGAAGUGAUUCAGGAGGGUUUUCCCUGUCACCUUUAUUUUGAUUUGGAGUUCAAUAAGAGAGAUAAUCCUGAAAAAGAUGGAGAUGAAAUGGUUGAUUUGUUGAUAUCAAUCACUCUAGAAGCAUUGCUUGACAAAUACUCUAUUGAAGGAAAUGAAGAUUGGAUAAUAGAGCUUGAUUCCUCUACUACGGAAAAAUUCUCUCGUCAUUUGAUUAUUCGAAUGCCAAAGACUGCUUUCAAGGACAACUCACAUGCAGGUGCAUUUGUUACUGAGAUAUGCUCUCGGAUAAGAAGAGCAAGAGAAAGAGAUGAAAAGUUUGAAAAACUGUUCAUAAAGAAAGAUUCGAGCUCUGAUGAGUCCCCAAGCCAACUUUUUGUGGACACUGCUGUGUAUUCCAGAAAUCGUUGCUUUCGUUUAGCUCUAUCUUCGAAGGCAGGGAAGAAUUCUUUCCUUCUACCUACUGGGCGUUUCAGAUGUAAGGGCAUGUGUGAAGAAGACAUGUUCAUGGCAUCUUUGAUCUGCAAUAUUGAUGCUGACUGCAACAAACGUUUAGUCUGCAAAUUGGAGUUAGAUUGUGUUAAAACCCUGCAAUUUGAUACAGAGCUACAUAAUAAUUUUGGAAAAUAUUGUCGCACUUCUGAAGAAUUAGCAUUGAGUUCCUGCUUAAGUGAUGUGUCAAGCACUUACUUCACGGGAAAGUCACCAUUCCCAACUUUGGACAAAUUUAUAGAAUGUAUUGCAUCAAUUGGAGAUGUAUCUGGAAAAAUAAGGAGCUGGUAUUGGUUCUCAGAGUAUGGAUUGAUUGUCUACAGUAUGUCAAGAAAUAGAUACUGUGAGCGAAUUGGAAGACAGCAUAAAAGCAAUCAUGUGAUGUAUGUUGUUGAUCUGAGAAGGGCUGUUUAUUACCAGAAAUGCUAUGAUCCAGAUUGCAAAGGUUACCGAUCUCCUCUUCGGCCAAUUCCAAUGGACUGCAUCCCUGAUUCUAUGUAUUCCUCUGGUUUGGGACAGAUGAUGCAGCAUGAAGGAUUGACAAAUAAUAAUAUCGAAUACCACCUUGUAAAAAAUUGCAGGGAACUGGAUAUGAGUUACUACAAUGAAGACAAUCCAGAGAGCUGCAAUAAAGAUUCUUGGUGGAUUGAAGCCAUAAAUCUUGCCAAUGAUAUUGAGAACAAGCACAAAGCAUGUGACAUCGUCAACAUGGUGAACAUUGAUAAUGAUGAAGAUGAUAGCUGGUGGAUGGCUGCUGAGGAGACUGCAUCUCAAGCAGAGCUAAUGCACUUCAAUUCAGAGUAAGGUAAUUAUUCAACCUUCUGACGGAUGGCUGAUAUAGAAUGGGCCAGAAGUUGUGAAUCACUUAGAGAUGAAAGUGAGUUCUACAGAGUGAAGGAGAAAUAAGGCACCCAGAACUUCCAGGGGAAGUAAAAUAUGUAAUUGUAAAAAUGUAGAAUUGCAAUGAAUAAAACUUUUGUGUACAUCUUAUAUUGUACAAGGCUAAACAUGUUAUAACACCUUAA
This is a messenger RNA of Mangifera indica (mango), 2169 nucleotides long. RefSeq names its product DNA-directed primase/polymerase protein. The transcript is spliced from 14 exons. The record is from RefSeq and is a predicted model, not a curated record. The coding region runs from base 95 to 1948 and encodes 617 amino acids. Gene Ontology annotation, cellular component: mitochondrial matrix; nucleus. Gene Ontology annotation, biological process: mitochondrial DNA replication; error-prone translesion synthesis; replication fork processing. NCBI's taxonomy places the organism in Eukaryota, Viridiplantae, Streptophyta, Magnoliopsida, Sapindales, Anacardiaceae. Gene Ontology annotation, molecular function: chromatin binding; DNA-directed DNA polymerase activity.